Molecule: messenger RNA, 8689 nt
Organism: Xenopus laevis (African clawed frog)
Lineage: Eukaryota; Metazoa; Chordata; Amphibia; Anura; Pipidae
Gene: abca2.L
Product: ATP binding cassette subfamily A member 2 L homeolog
Exons: 50
Coding region: 237-7853 (2538 amino acids)
Biological process (GO): lipid transport; positive regulation of protein metabolic process; transmembrane transport
Cellular component (GO): membrane; endosome membrane; lysosomal membrane
Molecular function (GO): nucleotide binding; ATPase-coupled transmembrane transporter activity; ABC-type transporter activity
Source: RefSeq, a predicted model, not a curated record
UAAUGCAGCAGCAGAAGCAGCAGAGGAGGAGGAGGAAGAGGAGAGAGAAGGAGCAGAUGAAAACACAGCUGAUUGCCAUAGAGACACGACAGGUUCCUGUUCAACUACAGACCCCAGAGCCCCAACACUUUGCUCAUUACAAUCCCCCUCUCCUCCUCCUCCCACAAUCCACUGCUGCUUUCCUGUUUAUAGAGGGAGUCAGGUAGAAUUCAUCAAUUGUGGGGCACCCCCCCUGAAUGAGUGAGAGGCCAUGUCUCCCUGUGCAGCCCCCCAAUUCCCACAAUCCCCCCAAUCCCCCCUCUCGCCUGCAUCUUAACCCUUUAACGAGACUCAGGCCGGAGAUUGUUGUCGGGGGAGAAGCCUUGGCCAUGGGAUUCCUACACCAACUGCACCUCCUGCUAUGGAAGAACAUCACCCUGAAGCGGAGGAGCCCGUGGGUGCUGACAUUCGAAAUUUUUAUCCCUUUGGUGCUGUUCUUUAUCCUACUCGGCUUGCGGCAGAAGAAACCAACCAUCCCAGUGAAGGAAGUCUCAUACUACACGGCUGCCCCCCUCACCUCAGCUGGAAUAUUACCGGUCAUGCAGUCUCUGUGCCCAGAUGGACAACGGGAUGAGUACGGGUUCCUCCAAUACACCAACUCCACAGUGACGCAGCUGCUGGAGAGACUAACGGAGGUGGUGGAGAACAGUAACUUGUUUGAUACAGACCGACCCGGUUUGGGAGAAGAACUGGAAUCCCUGAAACAUCACUUGGAAUCACUGAGCAGCGACCCCAGCUCCCUGGAGAACCAUUUCCACAGCCAGUCAGGGUUUACAUUGGACUCGGUGGUGAAGGAUAAAGAUACAUUUCGGGGUUUCCUAAGCCGCAAUCUCUCCCUGCCCAGUGAUGUCGUCGAUUUACUGGCCGGAUCCAACAUAAAUCUGCAAGAGGUCUACCAUCUGUUUUUCAGUUCUCCAUAUCUCUUGCCUAAAGAGCCACCGGACAGGAGUCACUGGGAUGCUGCAACAUCGGUUGGAGAACAUCUCCUCAACUUACCUGGGCUACUUCCAGGGAAAUGGAAGUCAUCGUUGAAGAAGGGGCUGAUUCACAAAGCACUAAAAGACCCCUUAAGAUCAGGGCACAAGUUGGCACUGCUUAGACUUCUGACUCUGGCACUGGGGCUGUCCAUUCCCAACCUGUCAGCUGAAAGCUAUGACCCCCAAGAGGUGGUGAAGGACCUGGAGGAGAUCAUCUUCACCCCUUUUGCCUUGGAAUCUCUGACCUGUGAGGAGAGCUCGGAUGAACUGGGAAGUAUCCUAAAGACUUCAGAGCGCAAGCGCCCCCUGUUGACUCUCUACCAUAAUCUCAUUUGCAACGGUAGCCAAUCAUUGCGCCGGGAGCACUUCAAGGAGCUGGCGGAUGAGCUGAAGGAGCAGGUCGAUGUACAAAAAACAGUCAGCAGGCUGCGGUUGGACGAGGUGAAUGCUACAGUGACCCAACGCCGCCUUCAAUCCCUUCUUGAAGACCUGCUGGAAGUGGAGAAGAUCCUAAAGGAUGUGGACAUUCUGUCGGCUCUGGCCAAGCUUCUUCCUAAGGGGGCCUGUGCUAGCAAGUCUGUUUUGCCCACAGUCAACUCAACCAGCUGGGGGAUCAACUCCACCAGUGGGUUUAACUUCAGCUCCGAAGCUGAAGAAGAAGCUAAGAAGCAAGAGGAUGAGGAAGAUGAUGAGAACCCAAAGAGUCAAUUCUCUGCCUUCGUGCAGCUUUGGGCAGGACUGCAGCCCAUCUUGUGCGGUAUCAACAGGACUAUAGAAAAGGAGGCUUUCAAACAAGGUAACAUGAGUUCCUUGGGGUUCACAAGCAAAGAACAAAGGAAUCUGGGGCUCCUCGUUCACCUGAUGACCAGUAACCCCAAAAUCCUCUACUCCCCUGUGGGCACCGAGGUUGAUAAAGUCAUCCGGAAGGCGAAUGAGACCUUUGCAUUUGUGGGAAACGUGACCCGAUACGCUUGGAUGUGGCUGAACAUUUCGUCAGAGAUCCGUGGCCUGCUGGAAGAAGGGAUCUUACAAAGACGCAUCGAGUGGCUCCAACAGUUCACCAGUGAUCUUCAGAAACACCCAGAGCUGCUUAAUGGUUCAGACAGCGAACUUCUACGUAAGGUCCUUAGUUCCAACUUCACCAUGCCAAACGCCAGCACCCUGCUACAGCAACUCGACACCAUCGACAACGCGGCCUGUGGCUGGACCCGCUUCAUGUCCAAGGUGAGUGUGGACAUCUUUAAGGGAUUCCCCAAUGAGGACAGUAUUGUCAACUAUACCCUAAACCAGGCCUACCAGGAUAAUGUCACCGUGUUUGCAAGUGUGAUCUUCCAGACACAGAAGGACGGCUCACUCCCACCUCAUGUCAUGUACAAGAUACGGCAAAACUCCAGCUUCACAGAAAAGACUAAUGAAAUCCGUAGAGCCUACUGGAGGCCAGGCCCCAACACUGGAGGACGCUUCUAUUUCUUGUAUGGCUUCGUCUGGAUACAAGACAUGAUGGACCGAGCAAUCAUCAAUACUAUUGUGGGACAUGACGUGGUGGAACCCGGGAAUUAUGUACAGAUGUUCCCAUAUCCUUGUUACACACGUGAUGAUUUUCUUUUUGUAAUCGAACACAUGAUGCCCCUGUGCAUGGUCAUCUCUUGGGUCUAUUCUGUAGCCAUGAUGAUACAACAUAUUGUGGCAGAAAAGGAGCAUCGUCUGAAGGAGGUGAUGAAGAUGAUGGGCCUGAAUAACGCAGUACACUGGGUAGCCUGGUUUAUUACAGGCUUUGUACAACUCUCCAUCUCAGUCACUGCUCUGACUGGCAUCCUGAAGUACGGCCAGGUCCUCAUGCACAGCAACGUCUUCAUCAUUUGGCUCUUUCUUUCCAUCUACGCAGUGGCCACCAUAAUGUUCUGUUUCUUGGUCUCCGUAUUGUACUCGAAGGCCAAACUGGCAUCGGCCUGCGGAGGGAUCAUCUACUUUCUGAGUUACGUGCCCUACAUGUAUGUGGCGAUCCGCGAAGAAGUGGCCCAUGACAAGAUCACGGCCUUCGAGAAAUGCAUCGCUUCUCUCAUGUCUACAACAGCCUUUGGUCUCGGCUCCAAGUACUUUGCCCUAUAUGAAGUGGCUGGUGUUGGGAUCCAGUGGCGAACCUUUAGCCAGUCACCAGUGGAAGGAGAUGAUUUUAACUUGAUGCUUUCAAUGAUGAUGCUGAUAAUUGACACUGUGGUGUAUGGCAUCCUCACCUGGUACAUUGAGGCAGUUCAUCCAGGUAUGUAUGGCCUACCCCGCCCGUGGUACUUCCCUUUCCAGAGGUCCUAUUGGCUGGGAAGUGGUCGAAUAGAAACUUGGGAGUGGACCUGGCCUUGGUCCCGCCCACCUCGCUUGAGCAUCAUGGAAGAGGAUCAAGCCUGUGCGAUGGAGAGUCGUCGCUUGGAUGAGACUCGGGGGAUAGAGGAAGAGCCCAGUCAUCUGCCACUGGUAGUGUGUAUUGACAAACUCACCAAGAUCUACAAGACUGACAAGAAGUUGGCACUUAACAAGUUAAGCCUGAACCUUCAUGAGAACCAGGUGGUUUCUUUCCUGGGGCACAAUGGAGCGGGCAAGACCACUACCAUGUCAAUCCUAACGGGUCUGUUUCCCCCAACAUCUGGCUCAGCCACUAUUUAUGGUCAUGACAUCCGUACGGAAAUGAAUGAGAUCCGGAAGAGCCUGGGUAUGUGCCCUCAGCACAACGUUCUGUUUGAUAAGCUGACGGUGGAGGAGCAUCUCUGGUUGUACUCGCGACUCAAGGGGAUGGCGGAAGAAGAGAUACGCAAGGAGAUGGAUAAGAUGAUUGAAGACCUGGAGCUCUCCAACAAGCGCCACUCCUUGGUGCAGACCCUCUCCGGUGGCAUGAAACGGAAGCUGUCUGUGGCCAUUGCUUUUGUCGGCGGCUCAAAGGCCAUUAUUUUGGAUGAGCCGACGGCCGGUGUGGAUCCCUAUGCAAGGAGAGCCAUCUGGGACCUCAUCCUAAAAUACAAACAAGGUCGUACAAUCCUGCUCUCUACACAUCACAUGGACGAGGCUGACCUUCUGGGAGACCGAAUUGCCAUUAUUUCCCAUGGGAAGCUGAAAUGCUGUGGAUCUCCACUCUUCCUGAAGAGUACUUAUGGAGAUGGCUACAAGCUGACUGCUGUCAAGAGCCAGAAUGGCCCAGACACUGGACCUUCCUGUAUCAGUCUCUGCUCAGAGCCUCGAGUAUCUCAGUUCAUAAAGAAGUAUGUGGCCUCCUGCCUGCUGGUCUCUGACACAAACACUGAGCUCUCAUACAUUCUCCCCAGUGAGUCCGUCAGGAAGGGAUGCUUUGAGCGCCUCUUUCAGCACUUGGAGCAGAAUCUAUGUGACCUGGAACUGACCAGUUUUGGCCUGAUGGACACAACCCUAGAGGAAGUGUUUCUCAAGGUCUCUGAAGAGGAUCAGUCUCUAGAAAACAGUGAUGCAGAUAUCAAGGAAUCAAAGAAAGACACCCUGAGACCCCUCAUACAGCCUGAUGGGGGAACAUGCGCCCCACGGACAGAUGUUUUAGAAAAGCCAGAAGUGGAACUCAACAACUUUGCAUCUGGAGCCAAAACCAGCCAAUCCCCUGGAUCUCUACGCUCUGGCUCGUCUUCUUCUGUUGGCUCAGUGCGUGGGGAUGAAGGUGGGGCCUAUGCUGAGUUCUAUGGGGACUACUCCCCCUUAUUCGAUAACCCGCAGGAUGCAGAAAACCUCAGCUUACACGAUCCUGAGAUAGAAGAGCUAGUCUUGGAUGGGCAAGGAAGCUACAAAGUGGAAGGAUCUUGGCUUAAGCUGCGGCAGUUUCAUGGGCUCAUUGUCAAGCGGUUCCACUGCGCCAAGCGCAACACCAAAGCCCUGUUCUCCCAAAUUCUCCUUCCGGCAUUCUUUGUCUGUGUCGCCAUGACUGUGGCAUUGUCUGUCCCUGAGAUAGGUGACCUUCCGCCACUGAUCCUGUCGCCCUCUCAGUAUCACAAUUAUACUCAGCCUAAAGGGAACUUUGUGCCCUAUGCCAACGAGGAGCAACCAGAGUAUAGGAUCAAGUUGUCCCCAGAUGCCGGCCCUCAGCAGCUUGUUAAUACUUUUCACCUGCCAUCAGGCAUUGGGGCCACGUGUGUGCUGAAAACUGCAUUUAAUAGCACUCUGGACCAGCUUGUCCAGUCGCUCAACAUGAACAGCAGUGAGUCGAAGAUGUUGGCUGCUCAGUACUUUGAUGCCAUGUGUGUCGACUCGUUCACCCAAGGGCUACCCCUGUCUAACUUUGUGCCGCCACCACCUUCACCCGCUCCCUCGGAUUAUCCUCCUGAUGAGGACCUCUCUCACCUUUGGAAUGCCACCACCUACCCACCUGAGCCUGUGCAAGCAGAGACCAUAACCUCAACCCCUUCCCUUCCUCGUCGGAUCCAUGAGCCAAUCAGAUGCACUUGUUCUAUGCAAGGCACUGGAUUCUCCUGUCCUAGUGGCGUUGGGGGUCAUCCGCAUCAGAUGAAGGUGGUGACAGGAGAUAUCAUGGUGGAUAUUAGUGGGAGAAAUGUCUCUGAAUAUCUCCUGUACACUUCGGACCGAUUCCGGCUGCAUAGGUAUGGAGCCCUGACAUUUGGCAAUGUGCAGAAAGCCGUCCCAGCAUCCUUUGGUGUAAAGGCUCCACCCGUGUUGAGGAAGAUCGCGGUUAGGCACACAGCCCAGGCUUAUUUCAACAACAAAGGAUACCACAGCAUGCCAACGUACCUUAAUGCCUUAAACAAUGCCCUCCUAAGAGCCAACCUGCCCAAAAGCAAGGGGAACCCUGCAGCCUAUGGAAUCACUGUGACCAACCAUCCAAUGAACAAGACAAGUGCUAGUCUCUCCCUCGAUUAUCUGUUACAAGGCACUGACGUAGUCAUUGCCAUUUUUAUCAUCGUUGCCAUGUCCUUCGUCCCGGCGAGUUUUGUGGUCUUCCUUGUGGCUGAGAAAUCCACGAAAGCCAAACACUUACAGUUUGUCAGCGGCUGUAACCCUGUCAUCUACUGGUUGGCCAACUAUGUUUGGGAUAUGUUGAAUUACCUAGUUCCUGCCACUUGUUGCAUCAUCAUCCUCUUUGUAUUUGACCUCCCUGCCUACACCUCGCCGACCAACUUUCCAGCCGUCCUGUUGCUCUUUCUUCUUUAUGGAUGGUCUAUCACUCCUAUAAUGUACCCUGCCUCCUUCUGGUUUGAGGUUCCCAGCACAGCCUACGUCUUCCUCAUCGUUAUUAACCUCUUCAUUGGCAUCACUGCCACUGUGGCGACCUUCUUGCUGCAGCUCUUUGAACAUGACAAGGACCUGAAAUUGGUCAACAGUUACCUGAAAAGUUGUUUUCUCAUCUUCCCCAACUAUAACCUGGGACACGGGCUGAUGGAAAUGGCCUAUAAUGAGUACAUUAACGAGUACUAUGCCAAGAUUGGACAAUUUGACAAAAUGAAAUCCCCGUUCGAGUGGGAUAUCGUCACUCGAGGCCUGGUUGCCAUGACAAUAGAAGGAUUCGUGGGAUUCUUUAUCACUAUAAUGUGUCAGUACAAUUUCUUCAGAAAACCACAACGGCUGCCCAUUUCCAACAAGCCAAUAGAAGACGACGACAUAGAUGUGGCCAAUGAGAGGCAGCGGGUAUUGAGGGGAGGAGCAGAUAAUGAUAUGCUGAAGAUUGAGAAUCUAACCAAGGUGUACAAGUCAAGGAAAAUGGGCCGGAUCCUGUCAGUUGAUCGCCUGUGUGUUGGCGUCAGACCAGGAGAAUGUUUUGGGCUGUUGGGGGUGAAUGGUGCUGGCAAGACCACCACAUUCAAGAUGCUAACAGGAGAUGAGAGCACAACAGGUGGAGAGGCUUUUAUCAAUGGACACAGUAUCCUGAAGGAGCUCCUGCAAGUCCAGCAGACCAUUGGCUACUGCCCACAGUUUGAUGCCCUGUUUGAUGAGCUGACUGCACAAGAACACCUGGAGUUAUACACCCGUCUUAGGGGCAUUCCCUGGAAGGAUGAGGAGAGGGUGGUGAAAUGGGCAUUGGAGAAACUGGAACUAAGUAAAUACUCAGACAAGCCGGCUGGCACCUACAGUGGAGGGAACAAGAGGAAGUUGUCCACUGCCAUCGCACUUAUUGGUUACCCGUCCUUCAUAUUUCUGGAUGAACCCACCACUGGCAUGGACCCCAAAGCUCGCCGUUUCCUCUGGAAUCUUAUUCUUGACAUCAUCAAGACUGGACGAUCCGUAGUGCUGACAUCACACAGCAUGGAGGAAUGUGAAGCUCUAUGCACCCGACUCGCCAUUAUGGUAAAUGGGCGCCUCAAGUGUCUUGGCAGCAUCCAGCACUUGAAGAACAGGUUUGGGGACGGCUACAUGAUAACCGUGAGGACCAAAUCCAGCAUAAAUGUUAAGGAGGUCGUACGGUUCUUCAACAGGAACUUUCCGGAAGCCGUUCUCAAGGAGCGGCACCACACCAAGGUACAAUACCAGCUGAAGUCCGAACAGGUGUCGUUGGCCCAGGUGUUCAGUAAGAUGGAGCAGGUUCUGGAUGUCCUUGGAAUUGAAGAUUAUUCUGUCAGCCAGACCACCCUGGAUAACGUAUUUGUAAACUUUGCAAAAAAGCAGAGUGAUAACAUGGAGCAGCAAGAGGCCACCCCAAACUGUGCAGCAGCCACGCCUCUGGACAGGGUGCUGAGCCUUCUCAGGCCACGGACAACACCCACUGAGCUCCGGGCUUUGGUGGUAGAGGAGCAGGAGGAUCUGGACACAGACGAUGAAGGGCUGAUUAGCUUUGAAGAGGAGAGGGCCCAGUUGUCGUUCAAUACAGACACGCUCUGCUAGUGGAAAUUCCGCUUAUUUCUGGACGUCUUUUCUCCCAUUCUGCUCUCUGGCUGCCGAAGCACAGCCCCCCAUUUUCCCCAAGAAUGUCUUUGUCUCCCCAACACUGGACGGGGGAGGCGAUCAAGCUAAAUGCAGAACUAGGCUGGACAUUGGCUGGGACGCUGCCCCCUUGUGUUCAAGGUUCAUACUGCUGCUACGGUGCAUGGAAGGUGUCCAGCCCCAAUGUCUUCUGGGUAUCACAAGAGACUCCAUGUUGUUCUGUGUAAUGUAGCUGCUGCUCUGGAAUAAACUCUCCAGGUCGGUCUCAGCGCUGCUUGAUAAAUCCAUCCCAAACUGCUGCAUUUGUGAAAGACACGAGGGACUGCGUGAUUGGCUCCAGGCUCGGCCACCACUGGACUCCUGUGAUUGGGCAGAAACUGGCAGAGAAUUUAGUACUGAACCAAUGAGCAGCCCCCCAUUUCUGCAAUGUCAAAUUUAAAACUCCAGCACCUUCUGAAUUCCAGGCUGGAGGUUCUUUUGCCCCAACACACGUUUUGUUUUCGCUGACUUUUAUGUACAUACCCCCCCCCAUCCGACGUCUUUAUGUUGUGGUUCCAGUUUCAGUGCUGCCCCCCUGCUGUUUCCUUGUGCAAUAUCUGUGUGCCAUGUCAUGGGGGGCUCACAUCAGCGGGGAACAACUAACCCCCCAGUUUUUGGGCAUUUGAAGAUCUGCACUGCCAAACCCGACAGAAAGACAGAGAAAGGGAAAUGUUUGUGUGUAAAUAACUCCCCCGUCACUUUCUUUCCUUUUACAGAAUUGCAAAUGAAAUGACCAAAUCCAUGCACUUUAUAUUGUG